UGUCAGCCAAAAUGGCUGCGCCCGGGCGACUUGAGCGAAGGUUGGAGUGAGCACUCGCGUGGCUGAUGGAGACCGGAGGAGGCAGCGACCGCUGGGAGGAGAGCGUAAGGCUCAAGAUGGAAAAUCACAAACCAGAUGGUACUGUCAAGAACUUAAUUGAAAUCAUAACCAGAAAAAUUAACCAACUUCCAGAAGCAGAAAGGAAUCUGCUUGAAAAUGGAUCAACAUAUAUUGGACUUAAUGCUGCUCUCUGUGGCCUAAUAGCAAAUAGUCUCUUUCGACGCAUCCUACAUGUGACACAGGCUCGUGUAGCUGCUGGCUUACCAAUGGCAGUGAUCCCAUUUUUGACGGCACACGUAUCUUACAAAGGUUUUGUAAGUUUACCUUUGAAUACAGGUGAUUUACAUUGUGAAACCUGUACCAUAACACGAGGUGGACUGGUUGGUCUUGUUUUUGGUGGCCUGUACCCUGUUUUCUUGGCUAUCCCUGUGAAUGGUGGCCUAGCAGCCAGGUAUAACUCAGCCCUGCUACCCGAGAAAGGAAACAUCUUAAAUUACUGGAUUAGGAUUUCUAAGCCUGUCUUUAGAAAGAUGUUAUUUCCCAUUUUGCUCCAGACUGGGUUUGCAGCAUACCUUGGGUCUAGACAAUAUAAACUACUUAUAAAGGCUCUUCAGUUACCUGAACCUGACCUAGAAAUUCAGUGAUGGUUAAGCAAAUCUGUACACAAAAAU
Eubalaena glacialis (North Atlantic right whale) is the source of this 731-nucleotide messenger RNA. Its product is annotated as transmembrane protein 126A. Gene Ontology annotation, biological process: mitochondrial respiratory chain complex I assembly. The record is from RefSeq and is a predicted model, not a curated record. Gene Ontology annotation, cellular component: mitochondrion. The coding region runs from base 66 to 704 and encodes 212 amino acids. The transcript is spliced from 2 exons. NCBI's taxonomy places the organism in Eukaryota, Metazoa, Chordata, Mammalia, Artiodactyla, Balaenidae.